Pocillopora damicornis (cauliflower coral) is the source of this 1572-nucleotide messenger RNA. Its product is annotated as diphthine methyltransferase. The record is from RefSeq and is a predicted model, not a curated record. Gene Ontology annotation, biological process: protein histidyl modification to diphthamide. Gene Ontology annotation, cellular component: cytoplasm. NCBI's taxonomy places the organism in Eukaryota, Metazoa, Cnidaria, Anthozoa, Scleractinia, Pocilloporidae. Gene Ontology annotation, molecular function: diphthine methylesterase activity; protein binding.
UUGGUUUCUUGUACACUUUUCAAUGGCAUUCGAAAAUGUUAACAGACACUUUGUGUACCUUAGACACGGGUUAUUACGCAGAUACUGUAGAGUGGUGUCCUGCUAAAGGUUUUGAAGACUAUUUAGUGUGCGGUACUUAUCAGCUGCUCGAGAAUAAAGAGAAAAACGAUGGAUCCGCGCUUUGCCCAGAGGAGUAUUCAAGCAUUGGCAACAAGAGGGUCGGCAAUGUACAGCUGUAUCGCCUGAAUGAAUCGCGUACAAGGUCGCCUGUUGGAAAAACUGCAAACUCAGGAAACAAGUGGUAUUUUAGAUACAAAGUGCCAGUCUGUCCCCUUUUCUACUGCAGCCACAUUGUUAUAAGUGACUCAGGUGGACAGAUUACAUUAUGCAAAUUUUAUGAAGGUACCUCUGAGCUUUGUCAAGUUUUGCAAUGGUUAGGGCAUCAGUAUGAGGCUUGGAUUACAGCAUUUAAUGCUUGGAAUUCAUCCAUUGUAUAUUCAGGAGGCGAUGAUUGCCUACUCAGAGGAUGGGACACAAGAACAGGCUGCCAUAAACCUACAUUUACAAGUAAAAGGCAUGAGAUGGGUGUCAGCAGCAUUCAGUGCAAUCAUGCAUAUGAACACAUGAUUGCAACCGGCAGCUAUGAUGAGAAAAUUCAUGUUUGGGAUGAUAGAAACAUGACACGCCCAUUAUGUACAUCACAUCCUGGUGGAGGAGUGUGGAGGAUAAAGUGGCAUCCUUACCAUGGAAACACAAUGUUAACGGCAUGCAUGUAUGAGGGCUUUCAUAUUCUUCAGUUCAACAACAACACAGGACAUCAAAGCUUGGAAAAAGUGGUUUCUUAUAAGGAACAAGCAAGUUUGGCUUAUGGUGCUGAUUGGUACAGGAAACAUAUCCAGCUUUCUAGAUUCAGUGCACAAGAUUGUGAACAAAUGGACAGAAAUGAUGAACACAAAGGGACUGACCUAUUACAUGAAAGCAUUUCUGAUACUCAAACUGACAUAGUUGCAACUUGUUCAUUCUAUGACCAUGCCUUAAAUUUGUGGACUGUGAAUAAUGCAGUCUCAAGAUAGCCCUGGAAAUGAAACACAGCAAUGUGUUGAGUUCAAUCUUCCAUCCUUCAGAGAAGGAACAGUGUGGAUUUCUGUCUUCUUCAUCCCUGAUGUCUGACCAGAAGAGGAAACACCAAAGAAUUAUUCCAAUAAAAACUUUUAUUUCAAGUCCACUGCACUAUCAUAGUAAUACUAGCUAAAGAAUUCUGAUGAUAGAACAUAUAUCUAUACAUUCAUAAUUCAGAAAAUUCCCUUAUAACAUUUUAAUUAUCAUCACUAACUCAAUAACAAUUCCGUAUCUAACCUCAAUUUUUUUCAAUUGUUAAGAAUGUAUGUAAAAAGAUACCAUUACUUAUGUAAUCAUAUUUAUGAAGAUAAAUAAAAUAUUGCAUGCAAUGAAGACUUGCAGUUGAGUUUCAACUUCAUGCAUUACUUUGUAGAAUUAUAAAAAAACCUAGCCCUAUGAUAAAUUGAAACCCAGCAAUUAUCUGGAAAAUUGUAACAAGCAUCAGAUCACUGA